AUGGCUGUAUCUCCUUUUGAAAAUACAACAGAAUAUACAUUUUUAUUUUCAUCCUCACAAAGAUAUCGACGUUAUGGAUCUUGUUCAGAUUUAAAUAGUCAUACUAAUGAAUAUAAUAUGAGGAAAGUUAAAAGAAUUUCAAUGAUUGAACAUGAAAUAAAGGCCAAUGAAACGUUGCAAAGUAUAUGUCUUAAGUAUGAAUGUAAUGUUAGUGAAGUUAAAAGAAUUAAUAAAUUAUGGAAUAAUGAAGAUUUAUUUACACGAAAAAGUAUUAAAAUACCAAUAUAUUUAAAUAAAAAUAGUAAUUAUAAAUUUGAAGUUAUUAAAGAUAAUGAAAAUGAAUGUGAUAAAUAUUUAUACAAUACAUCUAGUAACAAAAAACAAAAAAAAGAAGAUAAUAUUGUAUCAAAUAUAGGUACAUCAUCUUCAAGAAUUCCAUCAAGUGCCGAGUCAAUAAAAGAUUUUUUAAAUAGAAUUGAUAGGACAACGAAAAAGUCAAUAAAAGCUGUUAAAAAUUUUGAAAAGAAAAAAAAUGAGGUUAUUGAUAUUAUUGAAAAUAUAUCUUGA
Molecule: messenger RNA, 567 nt
Organism: Strongyloides ratti
Lineage: Eukaryota; Metazoa; Nematoda; Chromadorea; Rhabditida; Strongyloididae
Product: LysM domain-containing protein
Exons: 1
Coding region: 1-567 (188 amino acids)
Source: RefSeq, a predicted model, not a curated record